Messenger RNA from Aspergillus ibericus CBS 121593, 1923 nucleotides. RefSeq names its product cation diffusion facilitator family transporter. Gene Ontology annotation, molecular function: monoatomic cation transmembrane transporter activity. The transcript is spliced from 2 exons. The record is from RefSeq and is a predicted model, not a curated record. NCBI's taxonomy places the organism in Eukaryota, Fungi, Ascomycota, Eurotiomycetes, Eurotiales, Aspergillaceae. Bases 113 to 1588 code for a protein of 491 amino acids. Gene Ontology annotation, biological process: monoatomic cation transport; transmembrane transport. Gene Ontology annotation, cellular component: membrane.
CUGCACCCAUCAUGGAGCUGCGGUUUCAGUGCAGACACCCCCCUGUGUUUUCCCCUCCAACAUUAAUAUAAAUUGCCGCCGAACCUGGUCAAUAAGACAAGCCACCACGAGGAUGCUGACGCAGCCCUUGCGGUGCAGGGCCCAUCCUCCGCCAUCACGCCCGGUCUGUGCCUUUUGGAGACGAUCCGGCAUUGUUCUUCUCCCUCGGCCUCUUCAGCUGCGUGUCUCGUCCUCGUCCUCCUCUUCGCCUCUGCGCCUUAAGAACCCUAGUGUCUCCUCCGCUGCCUCCUCAUCUCCUUCUGUCGUCUCCUUCAAUGCUAUCCUCCGCCCCGCUUCUCGUCCGACCCUAAUCCCUUCCGCUGCUACUACCGCUACCUCCGUCAUCCUGCCUCCAAUGACUACCCAAUCCAGAGACCACGGUGGCCACCAUGGCCACCACCAUCACCACCACCACCACGACAAUGUCUAUCUCACUUCCACCGAUAAGCAUGAUGCUGGCGUGCGGAUAACGCGGCUUGGUCUGGUUGCCAACCUCGCCAUGGCUAUCGGGAAGUUCAUCGGCGGCUACGUGUUCCAUUCCCAGGCCCUCAUUGCCGACGCCUACCACGCCCUUACCGACCUGGUGUCCGAUUUUCUGACAUUAGGCACGGUCGCAUGGUCCCUCAAACCACCGAGCGAGCGAUUUCCUAAUGGUUACGGCAAGAUCGAGAGUAUUGGAGCGUUAGGGGUUAGCGGGUUGUUGCUCUGCGGAGGUGUGUUUAUGGGUCUCAAUUCCGGUCAAGUUCUCCUGGAUCAGUUCUACCCGGAGGCCGCAGAAGCGAUCGCACAUGUGGGCGCCCUAGGACACGGUCACUCGCAUAGUCAUGGUGUCGAGGCAUUGGGCCCGAGCAUCCACGCAGCAUGGUUAGCUGCGGGGUCCAUCGUGGUGAAGGAGUGGCUCUAUCAUGCUACGAUGAAAGUCGCUACGGAACGCAAAUCGUCCGUGUUAGCCUCCAAUGCCAUCCACCACCGCAUCGAUUCCCUCACUAGCAUUGUCGCCCUCUUUACAAUCGGAGGGACCUACCUCUUCCAAGACGCCUCCUGGCUAGAUCCCGUGGGUGGACUGUUGAUUUCGCUGAUGGUCAUCAAGGCCGGGUGGGGAAAUACGAAAACAUCGCUGCUGGAGCUGGCUGAUACCACCGUCGACGACGACAUUAAGGAAUCGGUACAGAAAGCCGCGGCCAAGAUGCUGGCCAAGCUGGAAGGCGGUGAUGCAAUCAAGGUCCGUGAUGUGCAGGGCAUGAAGUCCGGGCAGAACUAUCUGAUGGAUAUCGAGAUCGCUGUGCCGGGCGCAUGGUCUAUCAGCCGAACCCGCGGAAUCGAGGAGUCGAUCCGUACUGCGGUCGGGGAAGGCGUGCGUGGGGUCAAGCGUCUCAAGGUUCGAUUUAUUCCCUUGGAACACGAGGAGUUGACCUUUACGGAGGAGUUCAUCCCCGCGGAUGUCACGUCCCGCGCCCGUGCUGAGCCAGAGGACGAGGAUGAGCAUGAUCAUGACCACGACCAUGACCACGAGCACAAACACGAACAUGAGCCCCGCAAAACGCGCUGAAGGAUAGAUUUAUAUCUCUCAUUGUUGUGUGCAUGGGUCGACAAGGUCAAUCUCAUGUUGCUAUUGUUUCACUAGCGCUCUGACCCCCAGUCCGAUGAUACCCCAGGAUGGAUAGUAGGGGGAGAUACUCCAUCCCGUGAACUGCUGCCAGGUACAAGCCAGUUGGAUAGAAUAGAAGACCGACAGAUGAUAACAGUUGGAAAUCGGGAGAAAUGGGAAAAUACAAAGGAAGGAUUCUAUUCGGGUGUUGUAUGUAUGGGACCUGGAUGAUCGAAUGUACAAGAAGUCAAGAAGUUAAGAACGCACUGAGCUCCUUCCAGCUGAGGCGAUCCGCG